GCCGUGACGUGACGUGACGUGACGCAGAAGAGAACAGAAGUUAUCGCCGUGCGUCGGUUGUGGUUGGUGUUUUAGCCGAGCUGGUGGCGGCAGUCCUCACAGGAUUGGAUCCGGAUUCUCCCCUUCGGCAACUCUUUCAAUUCAGCCGGCACUUGGUUCCUUGUUGCCAGGCACGAUGGUUCGCUCAAGGUCAAGAUCCCCAAGAUGGAAGCACAGGUUAAUCUCGCCAGACUGUGGACGGAGCCAAGAAUACAAUGUUGUGAGACCAUUUUAUCCGUCGCAUAAUAGUGAGUCAAGAGGAUUCAGUCAAAGCUCAGGAAGACCUGCACAGUGGAGGGGACAACAGGAUAAAUGGAAUGAAGCAGGCACUGCAGAAUCAAGAUCAGAAGUUGCACAAUAUGGUAACAUUCAUUAUAAAGUUUUUGAGUAUAGACAACCUUCCCCAAUUGCAAGAAGAAUGGAAUCUGAUCAUGCGUUAGGGAGAAAUUUUUACCCAGAGGAGAGAGAAGAAAAUCGAUCUCAUACCCUUCUUUCAAGAUCUGCUGAAGAAAAUCCAUACCAUGAUCAUGAUGAGCGUCAUGAGAGCAGUGACUGGCACCAUGAAUGGCAUCAUGGUCACAGUGAUCGUCACCAUGGCCACAGUGAACGUCACCAUGAUCGUGAUGUAUGGCGUAAUGACCACGACGACCAGCAUUAUAAUCAGAGUGCAGAAAUCUUGACUCGUUACAAAUUGUCUGAUGAAAAGUCAAAGACUGUUAGAGGUGAUUCACAAUCCAAUUGUUAUGAUCGACCUAGUACCACCUCUUAUGCCGGUGCAGAAAAGUGGCGUGACCCUGAAGGCUUUAGAAGUCACAGUUUACAUGAGGAAAGGCACUCAAGUUCUUUACGGUCUCUUGGAAGACGGUCUGAAGAGUUUCUGGAAAGGAGCUCCUACCAGAAGAGGUAUCCUGAGGAUAAUGAUGUCAAAGGGUACAGAGAAGCAUCUGGAAGAGGCUGGGUGCCAGGAAAGCUUGAGGCAGUAGAUCAUGAACAAGAUUUAAAAUGGAGAGGAGAGAAAAUGCCUCAUAAUAAAAAACCCUACACUUCUGCAUUAUACAAUGACUCUGAAAAUGCACGUAUUAAAGAUGUGUCAAGAAACUGGUAUAGUGACAGUGAUCGCUUUGAAGAGUUUGUGCAAGUAAAGAGUGGGUUUGCACAUUCACAGAAGUAUCCUGAAAUGCACUCAUCUUCUGAGCACCACCAUAGCUUUUCUAGUGAAAGACAGCAAAGAUACUCAAGUAAAGAUAAAGAAUAUACGACUGGCUCCUUGAGUGCUAAAGAGGUGAGUCGUUUUCACAGUAGCAGCCGGAGGUCGGGUACUGAUGCAAACAAAGAGGGUCACUACUCUGCGUCGAGCAAGUAUCUUGUUCCUGAGCAUUACUCCGACAGGUUUCCACGAGCAGGCAAGAAAGAAGUGAGCCCCAGAUAUACAGCAACCUCGGCCACCAGGGGGCGAGUGGAAAGGAGAAAGGAGUUCGGAAGCCGUCCUAAGGACCAGCGUGAUGAUACUCGCACUCCUAAGCGAUCAAACCAUGGGUCUUAUCACAUGGAAGCUUCACACUGUGUUGCUAAUAAUGAGAAAGACCAUACAACUGAAUCCUUGACCAUCAAGUUAGACAUGAAGAAGACUGUGAACAAAUACAGGCCUGCGUCAAGCCAUUCUUCAGAGAGACUAAUGUCUCGGGAUUUGGUUAGUGUUGGCAAGAAACGAGAUGAGUUUCAUCAUGUGUUUGAGCAUAUGGGUUCAUCAUUGAAGGCUAACCCGAAUAUCUCUUCAGGAGAAUUUGCCCAGGAGAUAAUCACUUUGGUGCACCAAAUUAAAGAAGAUCAUUUUAAGUCUUCCGAGAUAACAUUACAUGACCGCUUUUCAAAGUUACAAAAUGCACAAAGUCCACAAAAAGAGGAGCAUCAUCUGGUUCCCAAGAUUCACAGACGGAUUGACAUGUCAUUGGCAGACUUGCACAACCAAGAAAGGAAACCUAUUGGAAGAAAGACAAGCACAUGGGUUGCAGUAAAUCCAGAUGAUCUUCGCCAUGACAUAGAGAGGAGGAGAAAGGAAAGGUUACGUGGCAAGUAUGAGGAGUCCUUUCAAAAUGUGGAGCACAAGUUGCUGUCUCACAGAUCUGCAAGGAGUGAGAAACCUCGUUCAUCUACUCAAGUGAAAACAUCAAGAAAUCCACAUGUUAAGGAGCCGACAACUGGGUUUGUGGAGCAUCGAAUGAGAGUAGCAAGAAAGCCCAUCGCGAAUUUCUCAAAGGAAUAUACAUCUGGGCGAAAGAAGUUUUACAAUAUUGAGUCGAAGUAUCGACAUCUAUAUGGUGUUGGUUUCGGACGUAGUAAUCCAAGGUUAUACACCAAACAUUUCAAAGAAGGGAUACUGAGAAAAAGAAGAUAUGAAAGAGAAUUACCCAGCAGUACCACGGACAAGUAAUUGACCAGGAAGUGGAGGAGUUCAAUUCUAUUUAUGAAGAAAAUCUCCAGAGGCUGACUUCAGUUAGAAUAAAUCCUGAUGCCCCGAGCAGCUUGCUGUGAAUCCUAUUUGUUCAUCUUAUUUCACAGUAGUUAGUGGAACUUACAACACUUAAAGUACACUGAGUAAUCUGGACAUUAGUGAAAAUAGUUUAAUAGUACGAGUUAAUGUAUUCUAAUUAUUUCCCCCCACUGCUGCAGGUUAAGUUGCUGUGAGCUGCACGUUGUUUAAAAACGAUAAAUAUUGUGAUGAAAUAUCAAUUUACUCAAAUGUAAUCAAGAGUUGAAAAUAGGUACAUUUGGAGUGCUAGGGUUGAUCGACAACUAAUCAAUAAUUGGUGUGUGGAGUUGUUGUAGGUCAUAGUUGAAAAUUAAAUGUGGAUCUUUGUGUACUUUCCACUUGGCUACAGUGGACUGACCAUAAAAAUGCUUGUUGAUUAUUGAUGUAGUUGUCUGAAUAAAAGUUUUUUAUAUCAAUUUUUUUGGCUGGUUAUGCUCUCAUGGUUGUGCUGUUCAUUUGAUCAUGCAGUUUCACGUGCAAAUAAACUGUUGAUAUUUAUUUGAAAUAUUGUUGCUUGUAUUUAGGUUCUUUCCCAUUUUAUUGAAAUGGGAAUUGUCCUCUCUGUACAAUUGUAUGCAUGAUUAGCAAGUAAUUCAAUCAAAAAUUUGAAAUUGGAGAUGCCAAAAAAGUGAUCAAAACAAGACUGCUAAUCCAGCAAAACAUUGUGCAUUGCAACAAAUAUCAUAAAAGGGCAAGAAUAUUUAUAGGAAAAAAUAAACUGGCAGAUCUUUAUGAUCUUAAGUCCCAUUCUCAGAUUGGUUCUGAUCUCUUUAUUUGGACACCAUUGUUAAACUUUACUUAAACAUAGUUGGCAACAAGUUCAGUAAUGAGUCAUUUGGAAGGACUUGUUCAUGUUAAACACAUAUGUUCUUCAACUGACUAAAAUAUCAAGAAUAAUUUUUAAAAAUUUGACCAUCUAUAUCAUACUUAAUUGUUAUAUAAUUUGACUACUUUGAAUUUACUAUUUUGUGCUUGGAAGAAUUUUACUUAUAUUUUUACCACCCUUGGAACUUUUGCGUGUCAACUGAUUGAACCACCUAUUUUAUGAAUUGCUUUAGGUUUUGUUAGCUUUAAUUUUAAUUGUUAAGUAACCAUUGCAGCCAUUUGUGGAACCUGUUUGGGAAAACUGCAUUGUGGCCUUUUUGGAGAUGUUCUGACCUUUCAUCCAUAACCUCUUAAAAACCAUUAAUUGUCUGUCAAGGCUGUCAGCUUUAUACUUCUGGGCGAUGCUGAAACUUGUCAAAACAUUUAUGAAAAGUCUGUGUAAGCUCUUCUAUAUGGUGGGAUUGGCUUCAAAAGUUUACUGGUGGAUUACCCAGCGUUUUAAAUAGUCAUGUAACAUUGAAGCAGUUUAGAAAUUCUAACUACUUUGUUGUUUUCCAUACUUGUAUAAGUAGGUGAGUGACUCUCAGAUUUCAACCACAGAUCCUAUUUAAUAAUCUACCCAUUUGGCUAAUACAUGACUCUUAUAGGGGAGAAUCACUUCUUGUAUCUCUUUAUGCAUAUUCCUUUGCUAGCUUUUGUGGGUUAUCAUUUCAAGUCUGUUUCCUUUCAUGUAAAUGUAAUUUUGUUAAUUGCUUUCUAACAGUUGACUAGGCAUGGUAAAGUUUUACUGUAAAUUGUUUUAGCAUUGAACACUGUUAAUUGCAGAACGUGUCAAGAGCUGAUUUAAGUUACUGAAAUAUUACCUUUUAUUUCACUAGAACAGCCACAUUUAUUAUCACUGCUAAUAGUUCUGUUGCUUUUACAAACAUAUGUAUGUGUUAUUUAACCCAGAUUCAUUGCAUUAAAGUUCUUUGUUGCUUAAAUAUGUCUU
Messenger RNA from Mobula hypostoma (lesser devil ray), 4385 nucleotides. Its product is annotated as BCLAF1 and THRAP3 family member 3-like. Gene Ontology annotation, cellular component: mediator complex. Gene Ontology annotation, biological process: positive regulation of transcription by RNA polymerase II. Gene Ontology annotation, molecular function: DNA binding; transcription coregulator activity. The coding region runs from base 176 to 2470 and encodes 764 amino acids. Lineage: Eukaryota; Metazoa; Chordata; Chondrichthyes; Myliobatiformes; Myliobatidae. The transcript is spliced from 11 exons. The record is from RefSeq and is a predicted model, not a curated record.